This is a messenger RNA of Phascolarctos cinereus (koala), 2568 nucleotides long. It is a transcript of the gene MPO, whose product is annotated as myeloperoxidase. NCBI's taxonomy places the organism in Eukaryota, Metazoa, Chordata, Mammalia, Diprotodontia, Phascolarctidae. Gene Ontology annotation, molecular function: peroxidase activity; heme binding. Gene Ontology annotation, biological process: defense response to bacterium; response to oxidative stress. The record is from RefSeq and is a predicted model, not a curated record.
AGUCUGAGGAUAUAAAAACCUCUUUCCUAGCCUCCUUAGGUGGAAGAGGAGGAGAACAAAAGAUGAGAGAGAUGAAGCUGUUCCUGCCCCUCACAGGGUUCCUGAUUGCCUUGAUCCUGCCCCCAUUGUUGGUGGGCACCUCCCCUGCCAACCGUGGGGAGGUGGAUGACUCUGUGGUACUGGGCAGUAUGGAGGAGGCCAAGAAACUGGUGGACAAAGCCUAUAAAGAGAGGCGAGAAAGAAUUAAGCAGAAGAUGAGGAGUGGGACAGCAAGUGCCAGAGACCUCAUGUCCUUUAUCAAGCAGCCAAUGGCAGGGACCCGGACGGCUGCUAGAGCUGCUGAUUACCUGCACAUAGCCUUGAAUCUGCUGGAGAAGAAGUUUCGCCCAUGGCAUAGGGGACCCUUCAACAUCACUGAUGUGCUGACCCCUCCCCAACUGGAGCUCCUGUCCAAAGCCAGCGGCUGUGCCUACCAGAAUGUAGGAGUAAAGUGUGAUGACAAGGACCAGUACCGUACCAUUACAGGACAAUGCAACAACAGGAGGAGACCUACCUUAGGAGCAUCUAACAGGGCCUUUGUACGCUGGUUGCCUGCUGAGUAUGAGGAUGGAGUCUCUCUCCCCUUUGGCUGGACAAACGGGGCAAAGAGAAAUGGUUUCCCUGUUCCUCUGGCCCGAGAAGUCUCCAACCAAAUCGUCCGUUUCCCCAAUGAGAGGCUGACACAAGACCAGGAGAGAGCUCUCAUGUUUAUGCAGUGGGGCCAGUUCAUUGACCAUGACUUGGACCUUACCCCUGAGCCUGUCCUGACCGAGAACUGUGAGCACACCUGUGAACAGCAGCCAUCCUGCUUCCCCCUCAAGAUCCCACCCAAUGACCCACGGAUCAGCAACAGGAAUGACUGCAUCCCCUUCUUUCGUUCCUGCCCAGCCUGUACAGAGGGCAACAUCACCAUCCGCAACCAGAUCAACGCACUCACUUCCUUCCUGGAUGCCAGCAUGGUGUACGGCAGUGAGGACCCCCUAGCUCGUCAUCUCCGGAACAAUUCCAAUCAGCUAGGACUGUUGGCUGUGAACUCUCAGUUCAAGGAUAACGGGCGGGCCCUCCUGCCCUUCGACAACCUCCAUGACGACCCUUGUCUGCUCACCAACCGCUCUGCUCGAAUCCGAUGUUUCUUGGCAGGAGACAGCAGGUCCAGUGAGAUGCCUGAGCUGACAUCUAUGCAUACCCUCUUUCUUCGGGAGCACAACCGGUUGGCUGAAUUGCUGAAGCGUAUGAAUGCCCAAUGGGAUGGAGAGAAGCUGUACCAGGAAGCCCGGAAAAUUGUUGGGGCUCUUAUCCAAAUCAUCACUUACCGAGACUACCUGCCCCUGGUGCUGGGGCCAGCUGCAAUGAGGAAGUAUUUGCCUAAUUACCGGGGCUACAAUGAUUCAGUGGAUCCACGCAUUGCCAAUGUCUUCACCAAUGCUUUCCGCUACGGUCACACCCUCAUCCAGCCCUUCAUGUUCCGCCUGGAUGCUCAGUACCGCCCUACUGGGCCCAACCCUAUGGUCCCACUUAGUGAAGUCUUCUUUGCCAGCUGGAGGGUUGUGAAUGAAGGCGGCAUCGAUCCGAUCCUCCGAGGCCUCAUGGCCAACUCAGCCAAACUGAACCGACAGGAUCAAAUUGUGGUAGAAGAAAUCCGAGAUAAGUUAUUUAAACAGGUCAUGAGGAUUGGACUGGACUUACCUGCUCUCAACAUGCAGCGUAGCAGGGACCACGGCCUCCCGGGGUAUAAUGCCUGGAGACGUUUUUGUGGGCUCCCUCAACCCAAAACAGAAGGUGAACUUACCACAGUGAUGAAGAACCAAGAAAUAGCCAAGAAACUGAUGACUCAGUAUCAUUCCGCUGACAACAUCGACAUCUGGAUGGGCGGCGUGGCAGAACCCCUAGAGCCCAACGGCAGGGUGGGGCCCCUCCUGGCCUGUCUCAUUGGGACCCAGUUCAGAAAACUCCGAGAUGGAGACCGGUUUUAUUGGGAGAGUGCUGGGGUAUUCACCUCCCAGCAGCGCCAGGCUUUGGCCACUAUUAGCCUGUCCCGCAUCAUCUGUGACAACACAGGCAUCACCUUGGUGCCUAAGGAUAUCUUCAAGGCUAACAAAUAUCCCAAAGAUUUUGUCAACUGCAACACGAUUCCGCGGAUGGACCUGUCAGCAUGGAGAAGCAAGACAGAGUUAGUCGGGAAUCUGUCCUCAGCCUCCUCCCCUUAGGAACUAAGGAAGUCUAAGAGAAGAAUCUCCAUCCCUAGCUGAAAUUGUCAGGCUUCAGAUCCCAAUUGGGCUAAAGGCCCCAGGCCCUGAGGCCAGAGAAGGAUUUGGCAGUGGCUUCCCUGGCCAUUGGGAAGAGAAGUUGUUUUCCUCCUUUGACCUGAAUGGCCAGGCUGAAAUUAUUCUAGGCUUGCAGCUGCCCAGGAGGCAAUUCCUCCUCUUAGACCAGGAAACAAGGGUCCCUGUCAGGGAAGGGAACCUGGGCCAGCAUGACUGAGAUACACCAUCUGCUUCUGCCUGUCAAUAAAGUAUUUUUGAGAAGAGG